This is a messenger RNA of Cryptomeria japonica (Japanese cedar), 1887 nucleotides long. RefSeq lists its product as uncharacterized. The coding region runs from base 1 to 1887 and encodes 628 amino acids. Lineage: Eukaryota; Viridiplantae; Streptophyta; Pinopsida; Cupressales; Cupressaceae. The transcript has 2 exons. The record is from RefSeq and is a predicted model, not a curated record.
AUGAACUGGGCGAAGUCUUCCAAUCAGGAUGCUGUGAUACUUCUCCUAGAUUUCGAGAAAGCGUAUGAUAGAAUAGAAUGGAGCUUUAUUGACAUUAUGCUUAUGGCUUUUGGUUUCCCUGUCCUAUUCUGCAAUUUUAUCAAGAUUCUACUAAAAGAUGCUAUGGCUCAAAUUGAUAUAAAUGGGUCUCUCUCUGAUCCCUUCUCCCUAACCAGAUCUAUAAGACAGGGUUGUCCACUUGCCCCUGCUCUCUUUGUGAUUGCCUCUGAAGCUUUAUCUUUCAUCAUCACUGACAAUACUCUCUCCCCGGCUGUCAAAGGUAUCACAUUGCCCAUAAAUGAAGAGCUGAACAUAUGUCAAUUCGCUGAUGAUACCAUUUUAUUUGUUAAAUUGGAAGAUUUAAACUUUUGUCACCUUAAAAAAAAACUUGAUCUCUUCUGCUCAAUCUCCGGAGCUAAACUGUCUCAGGCCAAGUGUAUUUGUCUUGGCUGGGUCGAACAUCCUCCGGAUUGGUUUAUGCAAUAUGGUUUUCUGUGGGGAGGCCCCAACAAUAUAGUCCAUUACCUGGGUAUCCCCUUUGCUGUUGAACCUUCGCUUAAGGACAUGUGGCUCUGGAUCAAGUCAAAAAUCACAAAAAAACUCAAUAGCUGGUACAACAAAACUCUGUUGCUCGCUGGUAGACUCCAAGUUUGUCAAAAAAUUUUAUCAUCUUAUAACAUUUACUAUGCCUCGGCAUGGAUGUUUAACAAUUACCAAAUUGUGGAAAUUCAGAAGGCCAUUAGGAACUUCCUAUGGUCUGAUGGUAAAGGCAACAAAAAACUUCACGCGGUAAAAUGGGAUUGGUGCAGAACUGAUAAAAUUUUUGGGGGAUUAGGUCUGAAGGACCUCAAACUCCAAGGCAUCGCUCUGGCCUCCAAAUGGGUCUCUCACUGUGUUGAUGGUGAAGAACCAUGGAAGGUGCUUAUUCGAAACAAUAUUUUAAGAGGCUACCCCAAGAAGGCUAAAUCUUGGAAAAAUCUCCCAUUUGCUGAUAUUUUAUUCGGUAAAUUUACCUCUAUUGUACAUGGAUCUGCGGUUUUUAAAACCAUAUGGAAAGCUUGGGAGGAUUCGAGACAUUAUAUUACGGAUAACCUCUUCUACACAGGUAACCUUCUUCAUGGUGAGAGGUCCAUCUGGUGGAAUCUGUUUCUCCAGGGGAAGCCGCUUGCCCUGACUCAAGGAUGCUCGGCUAAAAUUUGGAAUAGAUUAGGUAUUUCCACCUUCAUCAAUUUAUUUGAGAAUGACUGUCUGAUUAAGUGGGAUGAAUUAAGAAUCAAGUACAAUCUUCCUGCUGCUCAUAAAAAAACAUAUAACAUGAUUACUAGAGCUUGCACCAAUAUACCUUCAAUAUGUCUCAUAGACUCGCAUAGAUUUAUAAACAGUAAAUGGCCGGAUGGAACUGUGCUGUGUAAAACAAAAGCUAAAAAUGUGUACAAUACCAUGAAUAACAAUCAGGAGAUUAUUAAGCAUGUCAAUACUUGCUGGUAUGCCUCACUGGAUACGAAGCAAUGGAAUAAAAUUUUUAAUCGAAACUGGAAAUCCUACAUCGAUCCCAAGAUCAAAUGUUUUAAAUGGCUUAUUUUGAUCAAUAGGCUUCCUAUCAGCAGUUACUUGGUCCCUAAUGAUCUCUAUAAGCUUUGUAACAGACAGGAAUCUUACAGGCAUAUUUUCUUUGAAUGUAAAUUUGCUCAGAAGGUGUGGGCUCUGUGUGGAGUAACUUAUCCCAAGUACAUUGAUAUUUUAGAAAUACUAACUGGAUAUAUUCAUGGUCUGUAUCACUAUGAUGAUCGAGAAGGAGAAAUUGAGCAGAUUCCUCAAGAUGGGUCACUCUGCUAUGUUCAUUUUUGA